CUGGAUGUAGCCUUCAAUGAUGCUCUGUCCAACAACAGCAAAGCCCUCAAUACCCACUGCAAAGCCGCCUCCACGAUAGGUCUCCAAUGCCUAGAAGCCAUCGACAAUGUUUUCAAUCCACCCACCCUGGACGACGACACUCUCCUCACUCUCAUUGCCUACUGUCACCCCGACCAAAACUGGUCUGAUGAUCCCACCAAAAUUGCCAAGAUAGCCGCCGCCAUUCUCAAGACUUACCCCUUCCCCAAUAAAACCGACUUCAUCACCUCUACAAUCCUCCAGUCGUAUCUCCGGCCUCUUUUCUCAAAGUCUAAACCGUCUACUAUCACCUCUUCAGGCCGCAAAGCAGAAUACCAAACCGACAACUCCCGAGAUGGCAUCCCCGACGACACCGCUGCAACUAAACCAUGGAAGUUUACUGACCUUCGCUCCAUUCCGGUGUUCUCAUGGGCAGUGACAGAAGCUAAUAACGCCCUGAUAAGCACCCACUGGCCCUCCUAUAUCCCCGUCCUCCUAACCCUCGCUGACGACUCCACCACCCCCAUCCGCCAAACCGGCCUCAACAUCCUAUCCAACUUCCUCACCAAGAUCCCCGCCAAAACCCUGCAGGACACCGGUCUAGGCCAAGUCUUUGCCGAUGCUGUAUUUCCAACACUGUCUUACCUUCCUUCUUUAACACCCGAGGAUGAAUCCCUUCAGCUCUUGGAACCAGCCUACAAAGCUUUGCUAGUUUUGGCAGGGAAGCAGUCCGCCACAGGAGGCAAAGAGGGGAGAGGUAGUAGUCCCAGGCACAAGCUACUCGACCACCUGAUCCGCGAGGGCAUCUUCACAGGGUACCUUCACGCCAAAAACCAUGUCAGGAUUGUCGAGCUGCUCUGUCGAGAGACGGUGGAGAUUGUAGACGCGAUGGGGGUUCAUGCUGUUAAACAUCUCAAGGAUAUGAUUCCCAUGAUCUCCGCCAUCCUCACCGACCCAUUCGCUUCCGCCGCACCGCGGACUCUCCUCUCCGCUGUCAAAGCACUCCAGGCGGUUCUGAGGAACUGCUGGCCCAGGCUUAUGACUGGGUCGGUUUGGCAGGAUGAGAUUAUUAACGCGCUUGUAAUGUGCUGGCUGAAUCUUGAUGAGCCGACUAACAACAUCAGUGACGACAGCCUGGAAGAGGUUAGAAAGGAACUGGUUACUUCUUUCCAGGCUUUGUCUGCUAUUGCAAGGACAGAGGGGACGGACCUCUCUGCGAGGGUUGAGCCAUUGGUGGCGAAGGCUGGGUCUUUGGCUGGGUUGUUUUUGGGUCUGGUUGAUGAUGAUAUGGGGUUUUGA
This is a messenger RNA of Podospora anserina S mat+, 1317 nucleotides long. RefSeq lists its product as uncharacterized. The record is from RefSeq and is a predicted model, not a curated record. NCBI's taxonomy places the organism in Eukaryota, Fungi, Ascomycota, Sordariomycetes, Sordariales, Podosporaceae. Gene Ontology annotation, cellular component: nucleoplasm; centrosome; cytosol. The transcript has 3 exons. The annotation marks the transcript as partial.